Mesocricetus auratus (golden hamster) is the source of this 360-nucleotide messenger RNA. RefSeq names its product ATP synthase F(0) complex subunit C1, mitochondrial-like. Bases 1 to 360 code for a protein of 119 amino acids. Gene Ontology annotation, molecular function: proton transmembrane transporter activity. The transcript is spliced from 2 exons. Gene Ontology annotation, biological process: proton transmembrane transport; proton motive force-driven ATP synthesis. NCBI's taxonomy places the organism in Eukaryota, Metazoa, Chordata, Mammalia, Rodentia, Cricetidae. The record is from RefSeq and is a predicted model, not a curated record.
AUGCAUCAUCCAGUACAGCCACUGAAUGCCUCCCUCUUUAGUAGACCAGAGGCCCCAUCUAAACAGCCUUCCUGCAGCAGCUCCCCUCUCCAGGUGGCCAUACGGGAAUUCUGGACCAGUGUUAUUUCCUGGGACAUUGACACAGCUGCCAAGUUCAUUGGUGCUGGGGCUGCCACAGUUGGUGUGGCUGGAUCAAGGGCUGGCAUUGGAACAGUGUUUGGUAGCUUGAUUAUCGGCUAUGCCAGGAACCCGUCUCUCAAGCAACAGCUCUUCUCCUAUGCUAAUCUGGGGUUUGCCCUGUCUGAGGCCAUGGGGCUCUUCUGUCUGAUGGUUGCCUUUCUCAUCCUCUUUGCCAUGUGA